ACACAGUAAACGGGUGUCGGCGCGAACGUCGCUGUGCUGUGCUGUGUUGUGAAUGGACAUUAACAGGGAAUGUAAUGUUCUCCUCUCACUGCUUGGUUUCUUCUGUCAUAUUAUUUCUGCAACGGAAGCCGGGUGUUCAUGAGUGACAGAAGUGAUGUGAUGGCAGAGCUGCGAGGUCGGGCAGCCAGGUCAGAGCAGACUGUCUGCUGAGCACUGAACCAAGUGAAUGCAACACGUUAGAGCCUAGUCAGAAUGGAUUUCCCCAAUUGCACUGAAGGAGUAUUUGCCACAAGCAGUGGUGAUUAUGACUCACUGGAGACCACUAAACCUCCUCCCAGUAAGAUCCUGCUUACGCUGACCCUGUCUGUUCUGGCUAUCCUGACUACAUUCUUCAACUGCCUGGUGAUCACAGCUAUCGCAGUAACCCGCAAGUUGCACCACCCGGCCAACUACCUCAUCUGCUCGUUGGCAGUGACUGACCUGCUAGUUGCUGUGCUGGUCAUGCCCUUCAGUAUCAUCUAUAUCCAGAAAGAGAGCUGGGUCAUGGGCCAGGUGGUGUGUACCAUCUGGUUAAGCGUGGAUAUCACCUGUUGCACGUGCUCCAUCCUGCACCUUGCUGCAAUCGCCAUCGACCGUUACAGAGCCAUUACUGAUGCAGUGGAGUACUCUCGCAAACGCACAGGGGCCAGGGCUGGUGCAAUGGUGGCAGUGGUGUGGCUUUUGUCCAUCCUUAUCUCACUUCCUCCUCUACUGUGGCGGCACUACAGCAGAGAUGCAGACCAUGAAGACCAGUGCAUCAUCAUUCACCAUCACAUGGCCUUCACCCUGUACUCCACCCUUGGAGCAUUUUACAUCCCCCUGCUGCUCAUCCUCAUCCUCUACUACAAAAUCUAUCGGGCUGCUCAGACCCUCUAUAUGCGCAGGGAGGCCAGCCGAGCCAGCCGUCACUCAUGCAUGACCAAUGGGAGCAUGAUCCCCUCCUCCUACCCCGCUGGAGAUGGUGACGUUGAUGGGGGGCCACGAAGUCCUGAGCCCAUAAGCCCACCAGAAAAGUCUUUCUCUGAACCCUCAACUGAGGAACCUCCGCGCGAACGGGUACGUGUCUCGGUGAAGGCUUUCCAUUGCAAGUCACGCCGGCAUGAGUCACGUAGUGAAUCACGUCGGAGCCAGUUUUACCAAGGACCACGGAUCUCUGGCUCACGGGAGCGCAAAGCUGCAUCCACAUUGGGGUUGAUAAUAGGGGCUUUUGUCAUCUGUUGGUUGCCAUUUUUUGUCAAGGAGGUGAUUGUCAACACCUGCAGUUCUUGCAGUACUUCAGUGGAGAUGGCUGACUUUCUGACAUGGUUGGGAUACCUCAACUCACUGAUCAACCCCCUCAUUUACACUAUAUUUAAUGAAGACUUCAAAAAAGCCUUUCAAAGACUUGUUAGGUGUAGCCAUUACCUAUGAUGGUUACAAUUACACAUGAUCAUGCCCACAAACGAUCUAACAUAUACAGGGAGAGGACAAACUAAUAGCUUGAGGUUAGAGAAUACUUACUGAAUACUGACUUCAGCGUGGCUGUGAGAGAAUAAUCUCAAAGAGGAAAGGAUUGAUGCCCAUUUCCAGACACUCCACAAGGCACUUCAACAGGCUAAAUGGCACCAGCUCAGCAAUGAGCUUUACGACAAAGUUCCACGUUGACAUCCAAGUCCUGCUAUUAAUAGAACAGCCUGAGAUCUUCUUGAUGUUAAUUGGUGUGUGUGAAGGGACACUGACAUGUUGGUUUUUAGAAAAUGGGCCACCGCUGACCUUUUUGAGAUCUGAGUUCUGAGCAUUAGUGAUCAGCCUCAUUUGAAGGUCUUGAAAUAGCUGACCAUUAUGUCUGUUCCAUCUAAUGACCCCCCUUCUAUGUAGUCCAAGCUGCUGACUGAAAUACAGAACAUAUGUAAAAUACUAUGGCAUACCAAGUUUUGACUUUCUGUGGCCAUGAUGUUAUGGGGGAUGACUGACUGUCACAGUAAUUGGCAACUGAAAUAGUCACUGAAUGUUGUAUGUAUUCAGCCUCAUAAAACAUUCCAACAAUUAUAAAAUAUGUGUAGAUUGUUAAAGCUCCUUGUCAAAUAAUGGUACUGAUGCUGACUUAAUUCAUUUGACAAUCAGAAAAUGGGAAGUUAUUUCUUGCUUUUCAUAAAUUAAACACCUGAACUUAACAUUCCAUGUAUCAAAUGUUAGAAAAUAACUGCUAAUAAUGUCUCAAGUGUGAAGAAAAUGCUUUAUGAUCUAGGACCAAAUCAUGUCAUUAAUAUCACACACUGAGAUGUAAAAAUCAAAAUAAAAAAUGUAUCUAAUUUUUGCCACAAAAAUUAACUUUUGGAGAAGUUUUAAGGUCUUACGGUUGCAGGUUCUAUAGAAUUCUGCCACUUAAAUUGACAUUUUUGCACAUGUCUUUGUGUUUCCUUCAUUUCUUUUAAGUAUUAUUUAUUUGUUUGUCUUGGAGCCAUUAGAUACCCCAUCCCAUCUCACUCCCACACCAUAGCCAGCAUUAGAUUAAUGAAUGUGAGAACCACUGGUGGAGAAAUCCUCAUUACAUUACUCCCACUCAAGUACUUGGAAUAGAUCUACUAUUUCUUUACUGCCUCCAAGAGGGCACAUGCUAUGUUGAUGGAAAUGUUGUGGAUGAGUCAAGUGAGAGGGUGUACUGUAAGCCAGGGAGAUAAUACAUGGUGUGUCAUAUAUUUACAUACAUCUCUGACAGUAUGACCAGUAUUUGUAUACUCUUUCUUUGUCUAUCUGUCUCAGUAAUCAAUAAUAAACAGUCCA
This is a messenger RNA of Lates calcarifer (barramundi perch), 2802 nucleotides long. RefSeq names its product 5-hydroxytryptamine (serotonin) receptor 1Fa (gene htr1fa). Gene Ontology annotation, biological process: adenylate cyclase-activating adrenergic receptor signaling pathway. NCBI's taxonomy places the organism in Eukaryota, Metazoa, Chordata, Actinopteri, Centropomidae. Bases 253 to 1449 code for a protein of 398 amino acids. The record is from RefSeq and is a predicted model, not a curated record. Gene Ontology annotation, cellular component: plasma membrane. The transcript is spliced from 3 exons. Gene Ontology annotation, molecular function: G protein-coupled serotonin receptor activity.